GUUGGUUUUCAUCAGUCAAGAAAGUUUUCAGUCUCCUAAAGAUUCAUCAGACAAGAAGGUUGGAAAGUUAUACACUAUACAGAGUGAUAUUGAGUUCUGGAUAGAAUUCAUAAGCGUUGUUAGAUGCGGUUUGUUGAGUUUUUUACAGGGUUCUACCAAUGUUUGGUUUUGUAAGAUCUUGAGAGCCUCUUCAGAUUAAGUAAUUUAGAAAUUUGGGUCGUUGCAGGAGGUGGUGGGUGUAUGGAAUUUCGAGGAUUCGAAGGCCUAAGUGAAUUAGGUGAACGAAGUAGAGGGGAGUUUUAGUUCAAUGUCGGGAGCUUCAAGGGUAAGGUCAAUGAAUGUAAAUGAUUCGGAAGCAAGGCCAGUUCUUGAUCCCGCUGGGAAUAAGGCACGGAGAUCACCUGGUUCAAGAAAAUCUGUUACGAGACCUAUGAGAAAGACAGUGUCAAAAGAGGAGGUUGAGAUGGAAGAUAAAAAUGGUCACCAACCAUCCCCUUCAUUGCUUACUUUUGAUGUUCCUUCAAUACUUAGGCGACAAGAGUCAUUGUAUUCCAACCUUUCACUUAGUGCUUCAUGUUCUUCUGAUGCCUCAACGGAUUCAUUUCACAGCAGUGCUUCAACUGGUAGGAUAUAUAGAAUGAAUAAUACCUCAAGUAGAAGGAAGCAAUUGUCAUCGAAGUCCAAAAGGAUGGUUUCGGAUGAUAUAUCAGACUCUUCAAUCGAUGGUUUGCAACCAGGUACAGUUAUGCUGAAGAAGCCAAAGGGAUCAGGUUUGUGGCAGCAGCCAGCAGGUGCUUAAUCUAACAACAUAUGAUUAUUGAGUUUGGUACUUAAUUUAGAUAUGCUGCCAAUACCCUGACCAUCUAGGUCACCAAUCCGGAGACGAUCGAAGAGGCAGCAAAAUAGGAACUUUCGAUGAUCGGGAGAGCUCAACAAGGUCUUUGGCAAGAAUCUCAUUUUUUGGUAGUACGAAUGGGGAAUUGGCCCAAAAAUUUGAUGGGGUCAAGACGCUGUCGGGCGCCGGCGGCUGACUCAAGUGUCCCCGAACCGCGAGGGUGAAAUGCCACUCAAACUCAGAGCUAGCUGGUUCUUCCCGAAAUGCGUUGAGGCGCAGCAGUUGACUGGACAUCUAGGGGUAAAGCAAUGUUUUGGUGCGGGCCGCGAGAUUUGCAUUAAACCAAUUAGCCGUAACCUGCUGACACCAGUUGGAAAUAGCUCAAAAUCAAGACAAAAUGCUCUUAGAAAAGAUCCAAAUUUUCCUGGAAUAACAAGUAAAAGUCAAAUACCUAUUCCAAUGUAAUUUUCAAUUAUGUAAAAUCUCAGUUUUGCAGCAUCUUUACUAGAUUUGUUAUAAAAUAAUACCUAGCAACUCUAUACUACAUCACUAAUCUAGAACACAACAAACAAACAACAUGCUCAGUGCAAUUCACAGGUGGGGUCUCAGGAAUAAAUCCAGAAAAUGGACUUGUUAAUGUUUUUUUUUUUCAAAAAAUAGACAUUGUCAUGGAAUUUAAAUUGUACUAUUGAAACUCCAUUGUAAUGUCGUGGAGUUUCACUCCAUUCCAAAUUAUUUUUCAAACUUCUUUCAAUCUUGUAUUUUUCAAACUUGUUGUUAGAACAUUUUUCCUUGAGCCGUGGAAGUAGCCUCUCCCUACUUCCUCAUAUCCCACUUAUGUGAUCACAAUGAAUAUGCUGUUAUUGUAGGGACUGAACAUGGCUACUUGUGAACAUUAUCCUGAUUUAGUGGAGGUGCAUAUUAAUUAUUUAAGCCGAAUCUAAACGAUGCAUGUAAGUACCAGGAAUUGCCCGUUUUCCUCUCAUCUAUCACAGUGCCUUUUCUAUCAGUUCGAUUUCUUUUUAUAACUUUGCUCAUCGACUUUUUUAUGGUUAUUAAAUCAACCUUUGCCUACUUUUCUCCCUUUUCGUUUGUGCUCUCUUCCAAAACUGUAACUUUCUAACGAAGCACUUCAUAUAUUUGCAUUAGGUUCAUAUCAUUAAACCGAAUUUUCUCUUGCCCUUCACUGCUAAAGUACAUUGGGGUGGAGGGGCUAUUCGAAUAAGUUCUCCAUUUCACAAAGUGAUCGAAGAGCUGUAUUAGCAAAACACGAUACAUUUGUCAAGUUUUUCACAUCUGCUUAUUUUUGUAAAAUGGUUUUAGUUAGAAGUGCUUUUGGAAAUUGCAGUUUGUGGUUGAUCAAAUAAUUUGGAAAAUAUUUUUGUCAUUAUUAA
This is a messenger RNA of Capsicum annuum, 2229 nucleotides long. RefSeq lists its product as uncharacterized. The coding region runs from base 308 to 799 and encodes 163 amino acids. The transcript has 2 exons. The record is from RefSeq and is a predicted model, not a curated record. Lineage: Eukaryota; Viridiplantae; Streptophyta; Magnoliopsida; Solanales; Solanaceae.